AUGGAAACAAGUUUGAAAGCAACAGAGGACAUCAACACUGUAAUUGAAAGCAUGUUGCAAGAAAGAAACAAGUUAAAGAGUAACCUCGCAAAGAUCAUUGCCCACUACCAACAUAAAUCGCCAAAGCAAACAACAGUCAAUCUCUCUACAUCUUCUGCUGCUAUAACAACCAUACAUAGUAUUGAAGUAGCACCUUCGCCAAUACCAAGUACUGAACAAUUAGCUGAUCCAACGUUUGCAACUGAAUUGCCAUCCCCACAAACAACAACUUCUGAAAAUAUAAACCCUAUCAAAACUUUGAAUCCAUACCAAAAUAAAUGGACUAUCAAAGGGAGAGUUACUCAUAAACAGCCUAUUAAGGCAUAUAGCACAGCAACCAAAAAUGGCCAUGUGUUUAGCUUUGAUAUUGUUGAUUGUGACGAUUCUGAAAUUAGAAUUACAUGUUUUGAUGAGAUAGCUAAGUUACACUCUAACCAUGUGGACAUAGGUUCACAUUAUAUUAUUUCAAAAGGAUCUGUUAAGGAGGCAAAUGCAAGGUACAACAAAAUAAACAGCCAUUUAGAAAUCACCUUGUCUGAUACAUCCAUACUAAAAUGUUGCACCAAUGAAGAACAACCAGAUCAACAAAGUCCUCCUUUCACGCCCAUUAGUGAAUUGUUUCAUCUAACAAAUAACACGCUGGUUGACAUAAUUGGUCUUGUUCUAUAUGUUGGAGAUAUCAUUCCUAUACACAGGAAAGAUGGCAGUCAAACACAAAAAUGUGUGGUGAAAAUUAAUGAUCUAUCUAGUUCAACAAUUGACAUCAACUUAUGGGGUCCAAUGGUAGAACAAAAGGGCCUAGAAGUGAAAAAUAUGUUGACCAAUGAUAGUGUGGUUAUCCUUGCUUUGCGUAAUGCUCGUGUUGGCUAUUUCAAUGGGAAGCUUAUAAACAUAACAGCUGCAACAACAUUACAUAUUAACCCAAGUUUUCCAGAAACAGAGCUUCUAAAAUUAAAAGGAAAGGACCCUUUGCUUGUUGUACCCUUUGUUGCAGAACCUAUCCACAUAGAUGGAAAAUAUACUAGAAUGAUAAUUUCUUCAAUCUGUGAGUGGAUGAGCGUCAAACCAGAAACAAUUCAGACAACAUUGCUAGCUAUUCUGCACUUUGUGAAGGUCAAUGAUCAAAAUUUCUAUUACGCAGCUUGCCCACUAAUAGUCAAUGGAAGGCCUUGCAAGAAAAAAUGUACACAGCACGCUGAUGAUUCUUGGUUCUGCUCUAGAUCUCAAAUGACUAUGCAAGACUAUAAUUAUAGUUACCUCUUGCCUCUAAAGUUGCAAGAUGCCACAGGUACUCUAUGGGCCACUGCAUUUGAUGAGGGUGGCAUUCACUUGCUACACAAAACUGCAAAACAGCUCUAUGCACUACAAAACGAUGCAACAACAAUAGAGACACCUUCCUCAGUGAUCAAGAGACUACUAUCACGUUACUAUUCAUUCACAGUGUUGGUUUCUACUAAGACAUAUAAUUCAGAAUCAAAGAUGAAAAUGAUAGUCAAUAAAGUUGCUCAAGUUGACUUCAAAGUUGAAUGCCAUGCACUACUUGCAGAAACUGGCUGCCUAAGUACAGAGAGUUAG
Messenger RNA from Cryptomeria japonica (Japanese cedar), 1614 nucleotides. RefSeq names its product replication protein A 70 kDa DNA-binding subunit A-like. The transcript has 2 exons. Gene Ontology annotation, biological process: DNA replication; DNA repair; DNA recombination. Bases 1 to 1614 code for a protein of 537 amino acids. Lineage: Eukaryota; Viridiplantae; Streptophyta; Pinopsida; Cupressales; Cupressaceae. Gene Ontology annotation, molecular function: DNA binding. Gene Ontology annotation, cellular component: nucleus. The record is from RefSeq and is a predicted model, not a curated record.